UAAGAGUUAUCUUGACAAAGCUGUGUCAAAGCUGAUACAGUGACAGGAAGCUACACACAAAUGGCUAAUUGGUUAAGCUCGCAGAGGCUGCUGGUAAUUCAAUUGUAAAAUUAGUUCUCGUGUUAAUUCAGACACCCAAUGAAGUUUUUUUUUUACACAAGGGAAGAAGGGCUGUUGAAGUGUUAUCUUGUUGAAGUCAGUACAAUGGCAGGAAGCUGACUUAGGGGCUAUGAGGGCCCACUGGCUUUUCCAGCUGAGGCUGCCAAGACCAGGGUUUUAAUGCCAUCCUUCUAACAAGGAUAUCCUGGCCUGCAUUCACACAGGAAGAAACAACUUGUCUGCAUUACAGCCUGCUGCUGGGGAAGACCAUGGAUAACGUUUGCUUAAGAAACUUGGCCUAUGUGAGACUGCGUGAAUCUCCUGUACUUGUAUUGUGUCUCAACCAUGCCGUUGUAUAUAUCAGGCCCUGACAAUGUGCUAAAAACACUUAAAAUGAAGAACUAAGAUUAAUUAAAUAUUAGGGAUCUGUAAUUAUCUGUCACCCUAACCCCUAACCCUAAGAAGGUUUAAAAGUACCUGAUAAUCAUAAAUGCCUGACAUGCAAUGGCGAUUCAAAAUCAGACAACAACUAAAAUGGUUAAUGAUUCGUUUUGUUGUAUGGCAAUGUAGUCAUGAAUAAAUAAAGACGACACUCUAUAUGCUGUCGUGUGAUAUUUGAUGGUUUUCCAAAUCCGUCUGUAGCAGCAGCAAUUUAACCAGCAGGGGGUGGUAGUGAUCAUUCAAAUUAGGAGCGCCCCCUCCCACAUCGGACAAUGGAACUCUGAGCAGGGAAGACCGCGGGUUAGGGAGUGGGCAUCUCGGGCAGCAACACUUGAGAUCGGUCAAUGCCAUCCGCAAAAGAAACAUGGAUGAAUGACCUGCUACGGGGAUCUAGUGAUGUUGCUGUAAGAAUGCCACCCCAGCACACUUCUCGCUUCUUUUCACUUUUUCUGCUCUUCUGCAACGUUUUGGGGACACUGGCGAAAUCCCUACCGGACCAGGCAGCACUUGAGGUGUCAGUCAAAGUUCAGGUCUUGGAUAACAGCGACCUUUCUCCCUUGGUGGAUGCUGAUGUGCAAGUGUACGGAAACCAGUCGGUGCUGGCAUCCAGCAAGGCCAGCAAAGAUGGGAUGGUCACCGUCACCUUUCUCUACCGCCCUGGCACCUGGGUCAUUGUGACGGCGUCGAAGCACGGCUUCAUCACCAACUCUGCCCCGUGGCAUGCUAGUCGUAUACCUUUGUAUGCCUCAGUCAGCCUGUAUCUUCUGCCUCAGAAACCGGCCACUCUCAUCCUGUAUGAUGACGUGGUUCAGCUGCUGCUCGGAUCCCCAGGGGCGAAGAACCAGCCAUGGGUGCAGCUGCAGAGGAGAGCAAUUCAGGCGGGGCUCAACACCUCUGACCUGGCCCUCUCUGCUGUGCUGACGGCCGCCAGGAGCCAGUAUGAGCUUGGGGGCUUCCCAUACCCUCUGGGCCUGGAGAACAAUGCCACAGGGCCCAACAGUAGCUGGGUGGAGCUGACGGCGGUGGCGGCGGUGUGCGCCCUCCUCUCUGCUCAGAACGGCAGCAGCAUCCCCGUGUCUGACCCCAUCCACGUCUCCAUCCCUGUCCCCUCCGACUCCCCCCUCAAGAUGGCCACCAGCGUACCCGUGUGGCGCUAUGACGACCGAACAGGCCUCUGGGUGAGGAGUGGAGCAGGCUACAUUAGGAAAGAUGGAUCCCACUUGACCUGGAGCUUUGUGGCUCCUCAGCUUGGCUAUUGGCUGGCAGCCUUCCCAUCCUCUACAGGCACCGCUCUGAACCCCUCUGGCCUGGGUGACAUCACCACCUACCACACCAUCUUCCUUCUGACCAUUCUGGGCUCCAUGGCGCUGCUGGUCCUCAUCCUCCUGUGUGUCCUCCUGUACUACUGCAGGAGGAGGUGCCUAAAGCCACGAGUGCAGCACCGUAAACGUCACCUGUCAGCGGCGCUGGACAGCUCCAAGCGGGACCAGUGCACCUCCACCUCCCAGCUGCACCUCAUCAGCAGCGGACACCUGGAGACGGCCUCGUGCAUGGGCGAUAGCGACGCGGUCAAGUCUGACCUCUCCUCCACGCGCGACCUGCACAGCUCGCGCGAGGAGUUCUUCCGGAAUGCUCCAACAUCCGCCUCGGCCGCGCAGAAGCUGCGCCACUCGAAGGUGAACUCUGACACGCUCACGCGCCGCGGAGGAGGAGGAAGAGGAGGAGGAGGAGGAGGAGGUGAGAAGGAGAGCUUCCAGUUGAAGGUUGCCCGCUCCACCAACACCACCACCACCAGCAACCUGGACCCGCUGCUGCUCCGCGACGAUUGCAGCGGCCGCUACAGCUCGGGGGACGACGGCGACGACCGUCGCAGCCACCACCUCCACCUCCACAGCGCCAAGGACAACCAGGGCUACACCUCCGACAUGCCCUCGCCACCCCUUCUCCUGCCUCCCUUCGCCGGGCACUACCAGGACGGCAAGCCCCCAGAGUACACAGCCUCCCAUCCCCCGGUGGGCAACACCCAGGGGCAGCUGGUGUUCUGCCACUCCAUGGAGCAGAUGACGGAGAGCAUGUACCGAAGCGUGGUGCCCACGCUGGUCAUCCCGGCGCACUACGUGCAGCUGUCCUCCGACCUGUCGGCCAUCGAGCAGGCCAUGGAGCGGCAGCAGCAGCUGCAGCAUGACAUGGAGGGUAUCCAGGUGACCAUGACGCUGCCACGGCCGGGCCAGGGGCAGAAGCAGCAGCAGCAGGAGAACCAGAGCCAGCAGUCACAGCAGGGGACGGAGGAGGAGGGAGGGGAGCGCCAGGGCGAGGGUUGUGAUGACGGUCGGAAGGACUGGACGCCUGACCCUUCCUCAGGGCCUGUCCGCAUCCCGGUGCUGUUCAACGACUCGACCAUGGCGCAGAUGAAUGGCGAGCUGCAGGCACUGACGGAGAAGAAGCUACUGGAACUGGGCGUGAAGCCACAGCCGCGCGCCUGGUUCGUGUCGCUGGACGGGCGGGCCAACUCGCUCGUGCGGCACUCGUACAUCGAGCUGGGUAACGAGACGUCGACGGGGCGCCUGCCCAUCAUCACCACCACGGGGCUGGAGCAGGAGCAGCACCGGUCAGGGUUGCGCAACGCCCGCGCCGCCCAGCUGCAGCAAAAACGACGUGAACGGGACGAGCAGAAAGCCAAGGAGGGCAGCAUGGAGCAGCGCAAGCUGCAUGGCAAGUCGUACUCCAAACUCCCGGUGAUCGAGCCGCCGGACCCCCCGAGCAGCAGCAGCAACGAGAGCCACGUGCCGCUCUACUCGCCCGAGGACAACUCCCUCACUCCGCUGCUGGACGAGGACGCGGCACCCGCCCGGGGCGGUACCUUCCCCCGCAGCGGGCGCAGCCGUGACAACAGUGCCCGGAGCAGCACCAGCGACACGCUUAGGAACUCCGCAACCAGCCCUGACGACGACGGCGGCGACGACAAAGACGACGACGGGGAGAACAAGAAGAGCCCGUGGCAGAAGCGCGAGGAGAGGCCGCUCAUGGUGUGGAAGUAGAAGGGAAGCGGUUCAUCCUGCCCCCGAACUUACGCCUCGCAAUCACCGCGUUUCGAUUGAAGUUGCCCCAACAAAAUAAGACAGUCACACUGUGAGAGAGAAAAACUGUGAAACAUGACAGAAAAAAAAGACAAGCUAUACCCACACAUUUAAGAAAAGAAAAAAAAGCACAACUGUGACUAGAGCAAGGACCAGUUUGCUGCUGACCCUAUUUCGCUGUUAGCUGUAACCACUUUGGGAGCCAACCGUGUCUGCAUAUGUGGUGUUGAAAGCCAUUUCCCAGUGAGCGUCUGGUUGGAGUUGUAGCCUACUAAGAAGGCUCUCAGACAGGAGAGUUUUUUUUCUCCCUGGCCUUAGGAGGAGCCGAUUGACUUGAUUGACAGCAGGUGGGUUACUAGGCUAAAUCAAAUCAGAGUGUUCAGCUGGCUAACUCAACCAUCAACGCUGGGUUUUAUUUUUUCUCUUCUCUCCUGAAAUCUUUGCUGUGGUACCCUUGGAAACCUCACUCCUCUCACUUUCCUUAAGACUUCUCUGUUUCAAGAGAUGCCUGUUCAGUUGAUGAGCCAUUUCUUCUGUCUUGCGUUCAGGAAGAGAACCAAUGGCCUUACAGAACCUAUGGGUCCCAAUGGCGAGCCAUCCUUUUUUGUCCUUUGUGGGCUCCCAUAGACCAAUGACCCAAUGAAUUGCUAUCUAAGGAAAUGAUCAAUUUAUUUCAGUAUUUUUAUGCGUAGAUUUGUGUUUGUUUUUAAAGAAAUGGGUCUCCUUGAAAGUGUUUUUACAUGUACAUUAUAUGAAAAAAUGGACCCUUGGGAUUUUCUAGGAUGUGAACAAAGACUGGACUCGAUAAGCAUUUCACUAGAAUGUGUGCCAGGGCACUGGUUAACAUUAGGCAUUGCCACAGGUGUCCGGCGACGAUGUAUAGUGACAAUAUGUUGCCCUUGCACCGAGGCUGUCUUUAUUCGAUGGCCUUAGAAUAUCUUAGGGGUGAUUCACUAAAGCUUGGUCAAUAUCGCAAAGGGAAAUAUGUUUUUUUGCUGACUAAGGAGUGUUUUUAGACAAGUUAUGUUUUUUGUUUUAUUUUCUAACCUGUGGAUAACUGUACUUGCAUAAUUAACAUUUUGUUGAAGGAGUUACAGGAGGAAUCGUUUGCUGUGUCUUGCAUGAUGAACAGAACCAUCAGAAGCAUUUUAUGUGUUAAAACAGUAAUAAAAUGUUUAUUUGCUUUCACCUAACACCUAGUUAUUAGCCUAGGCACAUUUGCAGCACUCAAAGGUGACUGAUCUGUGAGUUUUCAUUGUAGAAGAAAUCCACUGUAAUUCUACGAUAAAAGACUGUUCUCACAUAGGCUCUACUGUAAGUUAUACAACCUUUGCCAUUUAUUCUGAAUGUCCAUUACACAAUAGUUUAUCCCUUAAUACUAAAGUUGGUGAUUUUGACCUGCUAAAUGAAGUCAUAAUUAACUGGAAACCAUCAGAAUCAGUGUUGUGCACAAUCAUUCAGGGUGUUGUACUGGGACACUUGGUUUCCUCAAUUACAUUUACACAGACAUUUAGAAUUAGCCAUAGUUCUGCCAUCAAGAUGUGGUGGGGCAAAGCAAAAAAAAAAAGUAAUUUAGUAACUUCACUUAUUAAACCACAACCUCUGCCUCUAGUUUUGAUUCUUGUCAGGGGAACAUUUUUCUCUGUCUGUCAGAAUGACAGCAGGUGGCAUGUGAAAGGUCACUGUAUCACUGCCCGUGAAUCUCUUAGAUGUCCCUUACUGAUAGACACUGGCCUUACCCCAUAAGCUACCAUUUGUCAGCUACUCUAUUGUGAUGAAUUGUGUGAAAUUGGACCAUGAUAGAUUGAGCAGAUGGUAAGAUUGUUUACCAGCACCACACCAUGAAAUUAUAUCCGUUAAGGAUCUGCACUAUUUGUGCCAAAGUUUAAUACCAAGUAUGGCCACCCCAACCUCAAUAAAACUAAUUUAUGACUUACA
Clupea harengus (Atlantic herring) is the source of this 5555-nucleotide messenger RNA. It is a transcript of the gene fam171a2a, whose product is annotated as family with sequence similarity 171 member A2a. Lineage: Eukaryota; Metazoa; Chordata; Actinopteri; Clupeiformes; Clupeidae. The record is from RefSeq and is a predicted model, not a curated record.